Coturnix japonica (Japanese quail) is the source of this 3128-nucleotide messenger RNA. It is a transcript of the gene CNGA4, whose product is annotated as cyclic nucleotide gated channel subunit alpha 4. Gene Ontology annotation, cellular component: plasma membrane; intracellular cyclic nucleotide activated cation channel complex. Gene Ontology annotation, biological process: monoatomic cation transmembrane transport. The record is from RefSeq and is a predicted model, not a curated record. Lineage: Eukaryota; Metazoa; Chordata; Aves; Galliformes; Phasianidae. Gene Ontology annotation, molecular function: intracellularly cAMP-activated cation channel activity; cGMP binding; protein-containing complex binding.
GCGGGACAGCGGCCGGUCUGACACCACCGCGACACCGGGAGCCGCGGGGCCGCAGCGGGAGAGGCCGCCCCCGGGACGGCUCAGCGCCGCCAUCCGGUGCCCGCCGUGUCUCGCCAUCCCCGCACCCCGAGCCCCGCCCCGCCCCGCACACCGCCCUCACGGCCCCGGGGGCCGCCCGUUGCCAGGAGCCGCCCGCAGCCGUGACCGCAGCAUCGCGCUCUGCGGGACCCCCCGGCCCCGCCCGGCCCCGCCGCACCAUGCGCGGCCUCGGCGCGGUGCUGUCCCGCCGCUGGGACUCAGCCCAGCCCCGCACCGACACCGACACAGACACCGGGCACCGACAGCGCGCCGCCGAAUCCCGGGGCUGGAUCCUGGACCCGUCCGGGGAGCGCUACUACUGGUGGCUGAGCGCCAUGGUGCCGCCCGUGCUGUACAACUGGGUCGUCAUCAUCUACAGGUGCUGCUUCUCGGGGGCGCAGGAGCGGCACGCAGCGCUGUGGAUGAGCCUGGACUGUGUCAGCGAUGCUCUGUACCUGCUGGACAUCGGCGUGCGUCUCAACACCGGGUUCCUUGAGGACGGCAUCCUGCUGCUGGACCGGGGGCGCAUCCGGCGCCGCUACCUGCGCUCCAGCAGCUUCGCAUGGGACGUGGCCUCAUUGCUGCCCAUUGAGCUGCUGUGCCUGCGCCUGCGCUCAGCCCUGCGCUCCAACCGCUGCCUGCGCACCCCGCGGCUCCUCGAGGCCUUCGACCUCCGUGAGACGCGCACAGCUCACCCCUACGCCUUCCGCAUCGCCAAGCUGAUGCUCUACGUCUUCGUGGCCAUCCACUGGAACGCCUGCCUCUACUUCGCGCUGUCGGUGCGCCUGGGGCUGGGCUCUGACCCGUGGGUUCACCCCAAUGGGAGCCAGCCCGGCUUUGCGCGCCCGCUGCGGCAAUACCUGCACAGCUUCUACAUCUCCACCCUCAUCCUCACCACCGUGGGUGACACGCCGGAGCCUCACCGCGAGGAGGAGUUCCUCUUCAUGACAGCCGGUUUCCUGCUGGCCGUGAUGGGCUUCGCCACCAUCAUGGGCAGCAUGAGCUCCGUCAUCGCCAACAUGAGCGCAGCCGACGCCUCCUUCUACCCGGAGCACGGCCCGGUGCGGCGCUACCUGUGGGCUCACGGCGUGGCGGGGCGCUUGGUGCGGCGUGUGGCCGCGUGGCACGAGCACCUGCGUGCUCAGCGCAAGCUGGCGGAGGAGCACGUCGUACUGCGGCACCUGCCCGAGAAGCUGCGUGCCGAGGUGGCCGCCAGCGUGCACCUACCGGCACUGAGCAAAGUGGGGCUGUUCCAGAGCUGUGAGCGCGGGGUGCUGGAGGCGCUGGUGCUGCGUCUGCGCCCACAGGUCUUUGGGCCUGGGGAGUUCAUCUGCCGGCGCGGUGACGUGGGCCGUGAGAUGUAUUUCAUCCGCGAGGGGCGGCUGGAGGUGCUGGGGGCUGACGGUGUGACGCGGCUCGCCGUGCUGGGAGAGGGGCUCUACUUUGGAGAGAUCAGCCUCAUCAACAUCCCCGGGAACCGCUCAGGGAACCGGCGCACAGCCGACAUCCGUAGCAUCGGCUACGCAGACCUUUUCUGCCUGGCCAAGGAGGACCUGGCGGAGGUGCUGGCUGAAUUCCCCAGCGCCCGCGUGCUGCUGGAGGCCAAGGGCCGUGAGAUCCUGCUGCGUAUGGACAAGCUGGAUGUGCACGCCGAGGCGGCGGCAGCAGCAGCUCGGGAGGAGGCUGAGCGCCGAGCUCAGGUGCUGGAGGAGGCGCUGGAGACUCUGCAGACACGAAUGGCGAGGCUGCUGGCACAGCUGGAGUCCAGUGCCCUCAAACUGGCGCUGCGCAUCGGGCGCCUGGAGAGCAGGGGGCAACAGCGCGGCAAGUGGGGGCAGGGGAAGGGCAGGAAGAGGAGCCCCAGCAGGAUGCAGCGGGCUGCAGCGGGAGGGGAAACUGAGGGGCCACCCCCCAGGGCACAAGAUCCCACUAAGGCGCAGGGUCCCACUACUGUGCAGGGUCCCAGGGGGGUGCAGGGUCCCGCCACAGCACGAGGUGCCAUUGGCAGACCAGGUCCCACAAGGACACGUGGACCCACCAGGGCACAGGGUCCCAGCAGGGUGCAGGGUCCCCCUGGUGCACAGGGUCCCACGGGUGUACAGGGUCCCACGGGUGUACAGGGUCCCACGGGUGUACAGGGUCCCACCAGGGGUCGGGGUCCCGCAGGGUCUCGAGUCACACAGCCCAGAGGCCGCUGGCGUUGAGGGCCAUGGACCUGCCUGGCUGCCGGGUGUGCAUUAGCAGCGACAGUCGGUGCUUCGUGACAGUGGUUGCUGGGUAAUGAUGACAACAACCGCUGGGUGAUGGUGACAAUAGUUGCUAUGUAGCAAUAACAACAGUUGCUAAGCAGCAGCAGUGGUUGUGGGUGAAUGAGAAGCGUGGCAUCGUAACCGGGAUGGGAGAUGGAGGGAUGGGGGGGGAGGGGGCGGGGGGCUCCCAGCACAGCAGGAACAGGGACUGCACUGGUCAGAGUGGGGUGGGGAUGUGAUGGAGAUGGAGAUGGGGGCAAAGACAGAGACAGCAUUGGGAUGGUGAUAGGGAAAGAGACAGACUGAGAUGGGGAUGGGACAAGAAUGGAGCAGGACAGGAGGGGAAAGAAAUGGAAGGGUGGGAGGUGACAGGGAUGGGGAUGAGGGUACGAACUGUUGGAACAGGAACAAGGGUUUGGACAAUGAUAAGGAGGGAAUGGCAGGGGACAAGAAUGAGUAUGACAGAGACAGGGGUAGGGACAGCUCGGGGUGAAGAUAGGGUAGGAAUGGGAAGAAAUGGGAUAGGAAAGGGAAGGAAAGGGAAAAGAGGGGACAGAUCAGAAGGGAACAGGGAUGGGGAUGGAGAAGGGACAAGGAUGUUUGCUGGGUUCAGAACGAGGACAGAGAUAGUAAUGGAGAUAGGACAGGAAUGGGGGUGGGUAAAGGAAGGAAUGGAGAUGGGGUUGGAACAAGUGUGGGACAUGAAUGGGAAGGGGGAUGGCAACGGGGAUGGAGAUGGGAUCGGGCGGGAUGGGGGAGGCAGGAAUGGCGAUAGAGACGAGAAUGGGGAUAAGGGUGGGA